AUGGCUGUGGUCCUGGGAGAAGCAGCAAAGGCCUGCAUGGUUGGACUUGUGCACAGGCCACCUACCUUCUCCUGUGAACCUUCCAGCCAUGAAGUUUCUUCUUUCCUGUUUCUUGCCAUCCUUCUGACCAUGGAACCAGUGGUAUCAGGCAAACGUCACAUCCUUCGAUGCAUGGGUAACUUGGGAAUCUGUAGAGCCUCUUGCAAAAAGUCUGAACAACCCUACCUCUAUUGCAGAAAUUAUCAAUCAUGCUGCCUCCAUUCCUACGUAAGAAUAGACAUUUCUGGCGAAGAGGGAAAAAAUGACUGGAGCCAAGAGAACCGCUGGCCAAAAAUAUCUUGA
This is a messenger RNA of Balaenoptera musculus (blue whale), 342 nucleotides long. RefSeq names its product defensin beta 119 (gene DEFB119). The record is from RefSeq and is a predicted model, not a curated record. Gene Ontology annotation, molecular function: lipopolysaccharide binding. The transcript is spliced from 3 exons. The coding region runs from base 1 to 342 and encodes 113 amino acids. Lineage: Eukaryota; Metazoa; Chordata; Mammalia; Artiodactyla; Balaenopteridae. Gene Ontology annotation, biological process: defense response to Gram-positive bacterium; defense response to Gram-negative bacterium; antifungal innate immune response.